This is a messenger RNA of Geodia barretti, 1614 nucleotides long. NCBI's taxonomy places the organism in Eukaryota, Metazoa, Porifera, Demospongiae, Tetractinellida, Geodiidae. The record is from the annotation of a GenBank genome assembly.
AUCGAUCUGCAGAUCCUGGGGAUCGGCCGCAGCGGUCACAUCGGCUUCAACGAGCCGGGUUCGGGGCGGCGGUCGCGCACACGGCGCCUGUACCUGGACAUGGUCACCCGGGUCGACGCGGCCUCCGACUUCUUCGGCGAGGAGAACGUGCCGCCGCAGGCGAUCACGAUGGGCGUGGCGACGAUCCUGGAAGCGCGCGAGGUCGUGCUGCUGGCGAUGGGUGAACACAAGGCCGAUGUCGUGCGGCGCGCCGUCGAGGGAGAGGUUCACGCCGAUGUCGCCGCCACCUUCCUGCAGCAGCACCCCGCGGCGACCGUCUACCUCGAUCCGGCGGCCGCCGCAGGGCUGACGCGGAUCCGCACUCCGUGGCUGGUCAGCGACAUGGAGUGGACUCCGCACUGGGAGACCGAGGCUGUCAUCUGGCUCAGCCGGCGUACAGGAAAGCCGAUCCUGCACCUCGCCACCGACGACUACCGGGAGCACCACCUCGGAUCUCUGGUGUCCCGGCACGGAUCGGCGGAGCCGCUCAACGGGCAGGUGUUCAACGCGCUCAUCUCCAAGAUCCGCGGCAAGAGCCGACUGCCGCGUGGCCAGGAAGUGCUCGUUUUCUCACCUCACCCCGACGACGACGUGAUCUCGAUGGGCGGGCUGCUGCGCAAGCUCAGCGAGAACGGCAACCGUGUGACGGUGGCGUAUCUGACAUCCGGGAACAUCGCCGUCUUCGACCACGAAAUCCGCCGCUACCUCGACUUCAUGGCGCGCGCGGCAAGCGUGAUCGAACUCGAGGACCGCAGCACCCUCGAAGCCAUCCUGCAGUCGAUCGAGGAGGAACUUGCGGGCAAGGGGCUGGGUGACGUGGACCCCGUUGUGGUGCAGCACUUGAAGCGCAUCAUCCGCGAGAGCGAGGCGUCCGCCGGCAUCCAGGCUCUGGGGUUGUCCGCCGACCGCGCGCGCUUCCUGAACCUGCCCUUCUACCAGACGGGGAAGGUCAGGAAGAAGCCGAUCACCGAGGCCGAUGUGGACAUCGUCACCGGACUGCUCGAGGAGCUGCGCCCUUCGAUGGUCUUCGCGGCGGGCGACCUCUCCGACCCUCACGGCACCCACCGGAUGUGCCUCGAAGCCGUGGAGCGGGCUCUGGAACGUUACAGCGGGGACGCCCCCUGGUUGUGGCUCUACCGCGGGGCGUGGCAGGAGUGGAGCCUGAACGAGGCGACCGUGCUGGUGCCCCUCUCGGAGGGCGAGCUGCGACGGAAGGUCCAGGCGAUCUUCAGGCACGAGUCGCAGAAGGACUCCGCACCUUUCCCCGGGCCGGAUGACCGCGAGUUCUGGCAGCGCGUGGUGGACCGCAACCGGGGAACCGCGGACCUGCUGCACUCCCUGGGGCUGCCCGCCUACCGUGCCAUGGAGGCGUAUGUACUCUGCGCAACCGGUACCGGGUCGAGGCCCGCGAGAUUCACACCGCGGAGCUGGUGGAAGCCCCCGACUGAGUGCGCGAACCCGGGCGACAGCUGCUCCGAGCCGACCGUGGGUCGCGGGGAGGCUCCCAGCCAGCGGAGAAACCCGAAACGCGUGUUGACUCCGGAAGCUCCGGGGGUUAGCAUUGUACGCUCUUGA